This is a messenger RNA of Tinamus guttatus (white-throated tinamou), 328 nucleotides long. The record is from RefSeq and is a predicted model, not a curated record. Lineage: Eukaryota; Metazoa; Chordata; Aves; Tinamiformes; Tinamidae.
GAGAAGAAGUAGUAGCGUAUAAGCCACCUGGGUUCAACUUGAUGUAUCAUCUGCUGAACGAAUCACCGAUGCUGGAGCUGUCCCUCAGUUUGCUAGAAGAGGGGGUGAAGCAGCUUGAUACUUACGCUCCAUUUCCUGGGAAGAAGCAUCUGGAGAAAGCUGUGGAGUAUUGCCUUGGACUUCUCAACUUCGCUUUACAGCAGGAGAGUCUUUUCAUGGAUCUCUUGAGGGAGAGCCACCUUUCCCUUAUUGUCACCCCACUAGAGCAGCUGCUCCAAGGAAUCAAUCCUCGCACUAAAAAGGCAGAUCAUGUGGUGAAUAUUGCCAG